Penicillium griseofulvum is the source of this 2418-nucleotide messenger RNA. RefSeq names its product Alkaline phosphatase-like, alpha/beta/alpha. The coding region runs from base 1 to 2418 and encodes 805 amino acids. The transcript is spliced from 2 exons. The record is from RefSeq and is a predicted model, not a curated record. Lineage: Eukaryota; Fungi; Ascomycota; Eurotiomycetes; Eurotiales; Aspergillaceae.
AUGGCCUCCGCCAACAUCUCGUAUUAUGUCCAUACAGGCGCGGAGAUUCCCUGGGGAAACUCGGAAAGCUCUCAGGACACUCCCACCGCUGCCCAGACAAUUCUGUCCGCAUUCACUGUCGCUAUCCUCGUUGACCUCUUUAUUAUGAUCGGUUCAUACUUCGCUACCCCGUAUCUAUUCCAAGCUACCGAAUCUUUCUUGGAGAUCUGGGUUUCGCUUUUGUUCUCCCCUCUCCGCCGGUAUCUUCGACGCAGAAAGACCCCGUUGGAUCCAGAGACCUAUCAGCAGAUUGAAAUCGAAGACUAUGACGAGAAUCACAACGACAGCGACUCCGUAUCGCAACUGGAAACACCCCAAGAUCCACCUGAGCAGAAGAAGAAGCGAUCAUUGCUGAAGCGCGUUAUCGUCAUCGCCUGCGGUUUGAUCAUAGUUUUGCUCAGUUUCGUUCGUCCACACAAUACGGAUUACAGUUAUCUCUCUGAGUCCCUUCCUCUGGCGCCGUUCAGCAACCUCGAAUAUUCGCCCGCUCACGAACGUCCUGGAAGUGCUGCUCCCGAGACUGCUCCUCAAACUCCUCCACCUCCCCCACCUCCUCCACCUCCCCCUCAAUAUCCCCCUCAGAGUCCUCCCCAAAGCGUCCCAACAAACGUUGCAGGAGGUGCCCCAUCAAUUCCCAUCUCGGCACCUGCUAAUUUCAGCUGGCUGGAAAACCGCACUGCUCUGGACUCUUUCCCCAUGUUUGACUGGUUACCUGCGUACAAUUCGUCCGAUGGUCUUCCGGAUUGGUCUCCUUUCCGUGUGAAUAGACACAACCAGGAUGACUAUGUGUAUGAACACUACAACCCACUGAAAGAUCCUCUGCACUUCCCAAACCUCCAGAAUGACAUUUUGGAGCCUUUGCGUGAAGUUCUCCACAACGGAAGUGUCAAGAUUAAGCAUGUCAUUCUCAUCAAGUUGGAGAGCACUCGGCAGGACGUGUGGCCCUUCCGCAAUACCUCCUAUAUCAUGAAACACAUCAAUGACUCUUACCCCAAGGGCAUCCCCGGGGAUGUUAUGGAUAGACUCUCUAAGCUCACCCCUACCGCCGAACGUUUAACCGGACAUGAGACCGGAUUCAGUGGGGAUAGGCCGAAGCCCUAUGGUGGCUUCAGUGCAAGAAACGCUUACACGUCUGGAACCUACACCCUGAAGAGUCUCACGGCCACUAUAUGCGGUGUGAAUCCUAUGGCGGUCGAGGCCAACCUUGAGUACCUGCACGAUAUUUACCAGCCCUGCUUACCUCACAUUUUCGAGGCACUAAACCAUCAGCCGAAAAUCACUAGUGAGGCAACUACCAAUCAGACAGAUGAGUGGUCUUCCUGGCCGUGGUUCACUAUGUGGAUGCAGACACACUCCGACGCCUGGGAUAAGCACUUCUUGCUUUCUCCUGCUCUGGGAUACCAACAGGUCAUGGCAAAGAGAACAAUCGAUGCGGAAGGCCGUAAAUAUAUCCCCAAGGAGACAGAAGAGGAGGACGAACAUGGCCAUGAGGAUAAACUACUGAAAAAUUACCUCCGGGAUGUCAUUGAAGAUGCGAAGAAGAACAACACCCGCCUCUUCCUUAGCCACCUAACACAUCAAACACAUACUCCUUAUUAUCUUCCUGGUGAUUAUAAGGAGAUGCUGGGCGAUCGGUCGAAUGAACAGAGGGACAGGUUGAACCGAUACCUCAAUGCCGUCCAUUACGAGGAUGAGUCGAUCGACCAGAUCCUACAGCUUCUCGAAGAUACCGGCAUUGCCGAUGAAACCCUUCUUGUGAUGACUGGUGACCACGGUCUAUCACUUCCAAACGACGGUGGCAUCACAGCCUGGCACUCCCCUCACGUCGGAAAUUUCCACGUGCCUCUAUUCUUCUCCCACCCCAAAAUGCCACAGAUCGAUCUCGGCGACGCUGCUAUCCUCUCCACCCAAAUUCUACCCACGAUCCUCGAUCUUCUCAUCGAAACCAAAUCCAUCGAUGCACAGGGAGCCAAGAUCCUCGGUGAUCUCCUCCCAAUGUACGAGGGCCAGUCGAUGAUCCGCACACUCAUCCCUGAGAAGGACGGCAAGCACGAAUGGCAAUUCUCAACAAUGAACCCCGGAGGAACAUGGUUCACCGUGCGGUCGGCCUCAAAGUCCUACCGUUUAAUCGUUCCCCUCAAAGCCGACGGCAAGUGGCGAUUCACCGAUGUCGGCGCCGAUCCAUUCGAACUCAAUCCUUUGGAAGAUCACCAGCUCAUGUUCCUGAGCGAUGCCGUUCAGAAGAACCAUGGACCUGAGGCUGUGAAAUGGCUCGCAGAGGCGGCCCAUGUCGCUCACUGGUGGGUUAAGGAAAACCAUCGCCGCUGGAAGUUUGAUCCUAAAAACCCCAACAAUGACCCCCCGAAAGAUGACGCUUGA